Messenger RNA from Rhinolophus ferrumequinum (greater horseshoe bat), 4042 nucleotides. RefSeq names its product IKAROS family zinc finger 1 (gene IKZF1). The coding region runs from base 322 to 1878 and encodes 518 amino acids. Gene Ontology annotation, biological process: regulation of transcription by RNA polymerase II. The transcript is spliced from 8 exons. NCBI's taxonomy places the organism in Eukaryota, Metazoa, Chordata, Mammalia, Chiroptera, Rhinolophidae. The record is from RefSeq and is a predicted model, not a curated record. Gene Ontology annotation, molecular function: DNA-binding transcription factor activity; RNA polymerase II cis-regulatory region sequence-specific DNA binding.
GCGGCGGAGAAAUGGGGAACAAUGCAAGUGAGCAACUUCAGGAAGUCAUUGUGAAAGAAAGCUGGGAAGAGUGCGGCGGCCACGUUAGCCGGGCGUUCUAACAAGUGCCUGCACGGCCGGCGCCGGGCGGUGACAGUGGCGACAGUCCCUGGGUCCCCACGGAGCGCAGCCAAGGCGGCUGGACGCUUGGCCGCGACGAGGCGGCGGAGCAGGCGAGCCCGUCAGGGCAGACGGAGCCCCAGCUCUCAGGUUGCUCUUGCAGCCCGACGAUCAAUCUUGGCCCCCAAAGUGCGACGCACAAGUCCACAUAACCUGAGGACAAUGGACGCUGAUGAGGGUCAAGACAUGUCCCAAGUUUCAGGGAAGGAAAGCCCGCCAGUAAGUGACACUGCAGACGACGGCGAUGAACCCAUGCCUGUCCCCGAAGACCUUUCCACCACGUCUGGAGGACAGCAGAAUGCCAAGAGUGAGAGAGGCGUGGCCAGUAAUGUUAAAGUAGAGACUCAGAGUGAUGAAGAGAAUGGGCGUGCCUGUGAAAUGAAUGGGGAAGCAUGUGCCGAGGAUUUACGAGUGCUUGAUGCCUCGGGAGAGAAAAUGAAUGGCUCCCACAGUGGCCAAGGCGGCAGAGCUUUGUCGGGAGCUGGAGGCAUUCGACUUCCUAACGGCAAACUAAAGUGUGAUGUCUGUGGGAUAAUUUGCAUCGGUCCCAAUGUGCUCAUGGUCCACAAGAGAAGCCACACUGGAGAGCGGCCUUUCCAGUGCAGCCAGUGUGGGGCCUCCUUCACGCAGAAGGGCAACCUGCUCCGUCACAUCAAGUUACACUCGGGGGAGAAGCCCUUCAAGUGCCACCUGUGCAACUAUGCCUGCCGCCGGAGGGACGCCCUCACGGGCCACCUGAGGACGCACUCCGUUGGUAAACCUCACAAAUGUGGAUAUUGUGGCCGAAGCUAUAAGCAGCGAAGCUCUUUAGAGGAACAUAAAGAGCGUUGCCACAACUACUUGCAAAGCAUGGGCCUUCCAGGCACGCUGUACCCAGUCAUUAAAGAAGAAACUAAUCACAGUGAAAUGGCAGAAGACCUGUGCAAGACAGGAUCAGAGAGAUCCCUCGUGCUGGACAGACUAGCAAGUAACGUCGCCAAACGUAAGAGCUCUAUGCCUCAGAAAUUUGUUGGGGACAAGUGCCUGUCGGACAUGUCCUAUGACAGCACCAGCUACGAGAAGGAGAAUGAGAUGAUGCAGACCCACGUGAUGGACCAAGCCAUCAACAACGCCAUCAGCUACCUGGGCGCCGAGUCCCUGCGCCCCCUGGUGCAGACGCCCCCAGGCAGCUCCGAGGUGGUCCCGGUCAUCAGCCAGAUGUACCAGCUGCACAAGCCCCACACAGAGGGCUCUGCGCGGGCCAACCACUCGGCCCAGGACAGCGCCGUGGAGAACCUGCUGCUGCUGUCCAAGGCCAAAUCCGCGUCAUCCGAGAGGGAGGCGUCGCCGAGCAACAGCUGCCAGGACUCCACGGACACGGAGAGCAACGCCGAGGAGCAGCGGGGCGGCCUCAUCUACCUGACCAACCACAUCAACCCCCACGCCCGCAAUGGCCUGUCCAUCAAGGAGGAGCACGCGGCCUACGAAGCGCUGCGGGCGGCCUCCGACAGCUCCCAGGACGCCUUCCGCGUCAUCGGCACGGGCGGCGAGCACAUGAAGGUGUACAAGUGCGAACACUGCCGGGUGCUCUUCCUGGACCACGUCAUGUACACCAUCCACAUGGGCUGCCACGGCUUCCGCGACCCUUUCGAGUGCAACAUGUGCGGCUACCACAGCCAGGACCGGUACGAGUUCUCAUCCCACAUCACGCGCGGGGAGCACCGCUUCCACCUGAGCUAAGCCGGCCUGUGCCCCGCCCCACUCGCCACGCCCCUCCCUCAACACUGAGAUGCCAGAAGGGAACCAGGACGUUGGGCUUUUUUUUUUCUUAAUUGACCUUCCGUUUUCUUUUCUUUCCUUUUUUUAAGUUGCUUAGGAAUUUGAUUUGCAUGUAGAAACCAGAAUUUUAUUGCUGGAUGCUCACAGCCCACUCCCCACAGAUGCAGGGUUACAUCUGGGGGCUGGGUAUGUUAAGUGACUGCUACCGAUUUUCUCCGAAAAUAAGUUAGUCGGAUCAUCAGCUCUAAUGCAUCUUUUGGAGCAAAAAUUAAUAUAAGACCUGGUCUUAUAUUAUAUUAUGUUAUAUAAUGCCCGCUCUUAAAAUUAUAUAAUUUAUAUUAAUUUUUGCUCCAAAAGACGCAUUACAGCUGAUGGUCCGACUAGCUGAUGGUCUUAUUUUCGGGGAAACAGUAGCUAAAAUCCACUCACUCAGCUGUCCUAGGAUAUUUUCUGCCCACUAAUCAGUUAUUUUCACGAGAAUUUUGUCACACCAGGCACAGCCUGGGAUGAAAGGAGACGGGUCCAGUGCUAGGCCAGGGGUGGAACACCAGAUGGGCUCCCAAAGCCCCAGAAGCAGUGCUCGCAGCCCCUGGCACUGCAGGUGAGCUCCCCUAGGGGCGCUCUGACCCAGCAGGGUCUGGGAACUACACAGUUAUGUCAUGCAAUUUUUAAAGGAAAUAUAUUCUAAGUCAUUUUCUGUACAGGAGAAGAAGUUAUUGGGAAAGUUGUGCCUGUUGGGCUCCUUGGGCAAAGAUGGGGAAGGCAUGGGAGCCUCUCAGACUCCUCAAUGUCCACUGCCCUGAAUGAAUUCUAGAGCAAAGGCUGGGAAGCCUUCUGAGCAUAAAAGCAUUGCGGGUAUUUCCUGGUCAGCAGUCUGGAGCCUGACUCAUUGCUCUGGAGUCAUUAUAAGUUCUGUAAUGAACUAGUCCCCUCCAGUCUUCAGAAACAAACCUUCUCCUGUGCCUUUGAGCUUUACAAAAAGAAUGGAGCCCACAAAGAUACAGUUCUUGAGCCAUGCAUGGGCUUCUGUGCUUACAGAACAGUAUGCCAUUUUGAAACAGGAAACAGUAUCAUAAUGCAGGUAACGGUGCACUGAACAAUGGCACAGAUAGAAGAACCAGCUGCUGAGAGCUUUCAUUCAACACGCAGUGACAGAGAAAGACACGCCUCAUCUAAAUGGGCAGAUUCAAAGUGGGAUGCUUAGAUUUCCCGCAGUUUGGCCCAUUUCACCUGCCCUGUGCUUUCCAUCCAGCCCACAAAGUCAGGUGGUAGCCAGGUUUUAUUUUUCUCAGUGGCUUUACACAAAGUUCAACCCAGAAUUGUAAAUAGAGGCUACCCCAGUACUUUUCUAAAAUGCUUUCCCCUUCUUUUCACUGCCUUUUAUAGAUAAUAUAACUAUUUACACACUUUUUGUUGUAGUUUUAUAUUGUAAAAGCAUUUUCCUUUGAAACAUUGUAUUUAAAUAAGAUUUCCUACGAUGUCAAUGGGUAAUUAAAUUAUGUUUCAAAAGUGGCCACAUUCUGUACCAAAAGAUGUUAACGUUUUCUUCUAGCUGGUAAAGUAGAAUUUUGCAUGCCCUCUACCUUUUUGUUCUGUCGCUGUCCUGCUGUUGGGUAGUGUGAGUGUGUGUCUUGGGGACCGCUGUGUACUGAAGUGCCUGGGUGUCACACACUGUCAUUGUGGUUAAAAUACAUAGCAGAGGAAGGAGGGUUAGAAGUGGCAGGUCCAUCUGUUGAGCAGGACGAGAAUUGUUCGCCAUCCUGCCUCUCCCGCCACCACCUUCCUGGACACAGAAAGCCUGGACACAGGCUCCCGACCCAGGUCCCUUCUGGAACGUGUGCCUGAGAGCACGGGCUUGUCCUAGUUGAAGAGUCACUAGAAGGACUGCAUUACUGAUCUGUCACCAAAGGGCAUGCAUGUCCCACUUCCAGUUGCGAGUCAAGUCGGGAAUGAAAUCUUAACAUCUUGAUUGAGAAAGGGAUCAUACGUACCUGUUAGAGAAAUGUAAACUUCUUUGACGGUGUUUUUUCUACUUUUGUGUUUUUUUCUUAUUUUGUUUUGAUUACAUUGUGAGUCGUAUCGUAUCAUCUUUUAGUCAAAAGAUUAAAUGUAUAUGUGCAGUCAA